AUGUCCGUCACCGCACCCACCACCGCCGCUCCCGUCUCGGCCCAGAAGACCAACUAUGUCAAGAAGCCCAGCCAGGAGGAGAAGGACGAGACCCUCAAGGAGAUUGAGGCCAACAUGGAGAAGAUCCGCCCCCGCUUGAACGCUGUCCGUGAGGCUAUUGCCUCUGUCACUGGCAAGUCCGAGUCUGACCCCAGAACUGCUCUCCGCAAGCGUUUGGGCGAGCUCCGCGACAAGCAGGCUGAGAACAAGAAGGGCAAGCAGGUCAAGAUCGAUCAACUCACCACCUUGAACAACUCCUUGAAGAAGAAGAUUGCCGACUUGAAGGCUAUCCAGGACAAGCUCCCCUUCAAGACCCAGGACGCCGUCGAAGCCCAGAUUAACAAGCUGGAGAAGCAGCUCGAGUCUGGAUCGCUCAAGUUGGUCGAGGAGAAGCGUAUUUUAGCCGAGAUCUCGUCCUUGAAGAAGGCCAAGAAGUCUGUUGACGCCGCCCAAACCCAGCAGGUCGCCAUUGAUGAAGACAAGGCCGCCAUCGCUGCUCUCAAGGAGACCAUCGACGAUCAGACCGCCAAGGCCUUGAGCGCUGAGUACGAACAGAUCCAGGCUCAGUUGGACGAGAUCACAAAGUCCAAGGAUGAAGUCUGGAAGAAGCGCAACGACCUCUUUGAUGAGCGCACCCGCCUCCAGAAGGAGCUCGAUACCGAGUACCAGCGCAAGAAGGCUAUCAACGACGAGUACUUCAACGCCCUUCGCGAGUUCAGCAAGCACCAGCAGGAGAUGCAGGUUCGCAAGCGCGAGGAGUACCAGGCCAAGAAGCAGCAGGAGUUGGAGGAGAAGCGCUUGGCUGUUGCCAAGGAGGAGCGUGAGCUCGCCGAGAUCCCCGCCUUCACCAACGAGAUCGUCACCUGCGACAGCGUCUACAAGUACUUGCUCCAGUUCAGCACUGACGAGAAGCGCAUUGCUGAUGCUGCCACCGUUGCCCCCGUUGAUACCCCUGCCGCCAACGUUCGCCAGGUCGAUACCACCGCCAACGUCCCCUCCGGUGUCAUGCUUGCCAAGAAGGCCGACAAGGUCGAGGAGGUCUUCUUCGCUGGAAAAUCCAAGAAGAGCAGGGGCCCCAAGGAGAAGAAGGCCGAGGGUAACUCCUUCAAGCUUCCCCUUGCCGUUCUCGAGCAGCUGUUCGAGCUCAAGGUUGUUGUCCCCACUUCGCCUGCUGACCUCGAAAAGACCUUGGAUGCUUUGGUCGCGAAGAGGGAUGGCUUCAAGGCCAACCAGGAGAAGGCCACCGCUGAGAACAAGCGCAAGGCCGAGGAGCGCAUUGCCAAGUUGACCAUCUCCGAGUCUGGGGAGGUCACCGAGGCUGCCCCCGAGAAGGCCACUGAGGUUGAGGCCACUGCUUAUCUUUCGCCGGACACACCGAUCAGCAAGCGUAGAGUUUUCAUCUGGGCACCCAGUUUUAACUGUGUGUGCGGCGAACCUGUGAUCCAACUCACGAAUGGCGCACCCACAACCAAAGCACUUGCAACAAGCGCAACAAAGACUGAAACAGGUAUUGACAUUAAGAAGCACCACGUUCGCAACAAGAACCGUCAGGCUCCCAAGUCCGAGGAUGUCUACUUGUUGUUGCUCGUCAAGCUCUACAGAUUCCUUGCCCGCCGCACGGACUCUUCCUUCAACAAGGUCGUCUUGAAGCGCCUCUUUAUGUCGCGCGUCAACCGCCCUCCCAUGUCGGUCUCCCGUGUUGCCCGCAACAUGAUCGGUAAGGAUGGCAAGACCGCCGUCAUUGUCGGAACCGUCACUGACGACAACCGCUUCCUCGAGGUCCCCAAGUUGUCGAUUGCUUGCUUGCGCAUCACCAAGUCCGCCAAGGCUCGCGUCUUGAAGGCCGGCGGUGAGGUCAUCACCUUUGACCAGUUGGCUCUCCGUGCCCCCACCGGUGCCAACACCAUCCUCCUCCGCGGUAAGAAGAACACCCGUGAGGCCGUCAAGCACUUCGGCAUGGGCCCCGGCAAGCACGCCAAGCCCUAUGUCCAGAGCAAGGGUCGCAAGUUCGAGAAGGCCCGUGGUCGUCGUGCCUCCCGCGGCUUCAAGGUUUAA
Molecule: messenger RNA, 2094 nt
Organism: Linnemannia hyalina
Lineage: Eukaryota; Fungi; Mortierellomycota; Mortierellomycetes; Mortierellales; Mortierellaceae
Source: the annotation of a GenBank genome assembly